Bacillus rossius redtenbacheri is the source of this 3880-nucleotide messenger RNA. RefSeq names its product cell cycle checkpoint control protein RAD9A-like. Gene Ontology annotation, cellular component: checkpoint clamp complex. The record is from RefSeq and is a predicted model, not a curated record. Gene Ontology annotation, biological process: cellular response to ionizing radiation; DNA repair; mitotic intra-S DNA damage checkpoint signaling. The transcript is spliced from 6 exons. Lineage: Eukaryota; Metazoa; Arthropoda; Insecta; Phasmatodea; Bacillidae. The coding region runs from base 205 to 1770 and encodes 521 amino acids.
AGAACACAAAGUAAGCAUGAAAGUUGCCAUUCUUUCCUUUAUACGCCUUUGGUUUGACAGGUUAUUUGUAAAUACAAACAAACCUCAAAAUGCAGUUCAAAAGGAUUAUUUGUAAUGUUUGAUUUAUUGAAGAGUUAAAAUACCAAUGCUCAGAAUACACACAACAAACUCCUGUCCAAAUUAUGUGCAGCCGAUUUUAGAAUUAUGCAUUGUACAAUUGGAGGAACUUCUGUUAAAGCCCUGGCCCGCGCGCUGCAGGCGCUCGCCAGGCUGGGCAAGGACUUUAUCUUCGUGGAGCCCGGAGACUCCGGCCUCUGCGUGAGGGCCAUCAACUCGUCGCACUCUGCGUUCGGGAUGUUCUCGUUCCCGCGGAGCUUCUGCACCAGGUACUGGGUGGAGACAGAGCACGACCCGGCCUUCAACAUCAAGCUCCUGCACUGCAGGCUCUCGGUGAAGUCGGUGCAAGGCAUUGUGCGGUCGCUGAACGUCCCGCGGCACGUGGAGUCGUGCACGCUCACCGUCCGGCCGGAGGAGGACCGCGUGAAGGUGGAGCUCCUGUGCCGCUACAAGGUGGUCAAGGUGCAGUUCCUGCCGGUGAUCGCCUGGGAGUCGCUGGAGCUGCAGGUCAGCCAGACCCCCGACAUGUCGAACCGCUUCACCGCCACGGCCAAGCAGCUCACCGACGUGCUCGUCAACUUCUACCCCAACCCCAACGACAUCACCAUCAUCGUCACCGCCCAGAACCUCUUCCUGCAGAACUACAUCGACGAGGCGCGAGACCCGAAGAAGGAGAGGCGAACAGAGAUGCUUUUGCACGCUGGGGAAUUUCACGAUUAUCACGUCAGCCAGAAAUCCCAAGUGACUUUCAACGUGAAGGACUGGAAAGCAGUUCUUGCAUUUGCUGGGGCCUUCACUCUUCCAGUUUCCGUUAACUUCCAGAAGGCUGGACGGCCAAUUGUGUUCAAGGUGCAGCGUGAAGGGCUGUUCGAGGCCAAGUUCGUCCUGUCCACGGUGUUGCCCCUGAGCAACAUCCCGGCGUCCGAGAACAACAUCCCCGACAGCGCCCUCACCAUAUCGAAGAAGCUGGCUGAGAAGCACGGGAACGUUGACCUCUACAAGGCCCUGGAGAGGAAGCGCAUGUCUGUCCUGAACAAGGCAGGCGGCUCCCGAACCGAGGGCGCCUCUGCGAGGGCCCCUCUCGUCAGUCACCAAGGUAAGAAGAUAGUCUCCCAGUCUGCUGAUGCUUUCUGUGCCAGUGAUCUCACUUCUGUGGAACUUUCGAACGAGUGGCUCCCGGAGGAGGAAGAAAGGGACAAAGCUCAGGGCGCGAACAGGAAACGGAGUUUCGUUGACAUUGAACCGGUAAAUAAUGACGACAUACUUGCCGUGACCACAACAAAAUGUGCUGCGAACAUGAAGGCUUUAAGAGGUGAACGAGAGGAAUCUUCUGUUAAUGGUCGUGUUGAUGAUGAAAGGAGCGAACAGUUUUAUUUUGCGAACGUGGGCGACGAGAACGAAGUCAACCCCGAAGAUCCAUGUGUUAUUGCUAGAAACGAGAAUCGUGAAAAGAAAUUGAGAUUGUGUUCGAAAGCGGAUGACGAAUACUGCGAGACAACUCCUGGAAGACCCCAACUUUUGUCGCCGCACUCCGUGUCGGAAAAAAUAAACACUGUGUUCAGGUGUUGUUUCAGAGAGCCUUUUGACAUUACGAAAUUGCCUGGCUAUGAUGAAGUGCUUGCGGAAGAUUCUGAUGGAGAGUCAUGUAGAUAAUACAACAUACAGGAUUUGCACAUUAGGCAGUGCAAUGAUUUUGAUACUAAGAAAUUUAAAUAAUUUUUUCUGUAAAAAUUUGAUUUACUGUUUUUGUUUACCAGUUGAGUGUUAGUAAUAUUUAUAGUAAUAUUUAUAUUUCUAUAAAUAAAAAUGUUAUUUAUUUGUGUAUUUUUAAGGCUAAUUAUACCAUUAUCACCACCAGCUAGAACUAGAAGUGGGCCAGCUCGCAGGUAGAACUGGCGUCUAUCUAUCAAGAUGGACACAACCAUUUUGCCAUUGUUUUGUUGCUUUCAUGUAGGCAGUGGCAGGAGAUUGAGUUGGUUUGUGUGUGUGAUAGCUAAAUGUUACUAAAGAUGGUAAAUUUGUUAUUUCCUAUUUCCUACUGUGUAAAACAUUUAUGUUAUUGCUGAAUUAUAUAUUUAUUUAUUCAUGUACUGUGUAUCAACACGCACACACACACAUGGAAUUAACAAUAGGUCCGCCGCUCCGCGACUGGAAAACUGAAACGGCAUGAAUCUACCUCAUGGUAAUGUUUUACCUUAUAACAAUAUUGCCACAAAGUGAAACUAAAAAUAAUUAAUAUUCCAUGUGCUGGACUUUUUAAAACUUUUUUUAACUAGCUUAUUCCUAGUUAGACUUUUUACUAUGAUUAUUUUAGUUUACGAAGUAAAUUCCAGGGUAGUUUCACUAUCAUAAAGUUUCAUGUGGCACACCAGUAUGUUUGAUAUGUACCCUAAUAUUUACCAAAGUGAUGAUAUACAUACGUGUUUAUGUUGCUACACGUGCAUCCGCCAUCUUUUCAAGGUUUCCGAGACUUCUGGGCAGACGUAGCACCGUUGUCCCUAAUUUCCAUUCAAUUUUCACAAAAUUUCUCCUACAGAAUUCUGUAUACCGGGAGCUAAGACCUUUACACAUAAAAAAAAAUAUCUUAAAGAUUUUAUUGUUGCUGUGGCCAUAACUCUAAAUGUAAUCUGUGUGUAUUGCAUUACUUGCAAGGUUUACAAUGAAUUCUAUUAACUAUGAAACUGUAAUUUUUGUCCUGCCAUAGCAUAAUAAAAACAAUGAAACACAGUCGAUGCCUCUCUGCUCUCUGGUGCGUGGGCCCAGGGAAUAUUGGCCGUUCCUGUUCCUUAUUCUUGCUGGCCCUGCAUCCGUUAUAAAUACACUAUGAAAUACCCACUUUCCAAAAGGUUUGAUAAUUUAGGGAAAUGCACAAUUAAUUGUGUCAAUAUCAUCUUCAUCAUCAUCAUUAUAAAAUUCACCAGUCAUGCUGCAACUUCUCUCCACUUUUAGUUGUUGUAUACAUUGCCUUUGAAAAGUAGACAUCGCCAUGUGUUGGAGUGGUCAAAUUUAAGAAUGAAAUGGAAAUGGGGAACUAAUUCAUUUUCUGUUUGGUUGCAGUUAGCUCAGUCUGGUGUGACUAAACAGGUUAUGACUAAAUGUCAUUAGUCACAUUUCUGAGUAGUGUGGCAAUAGAAACUCUGGUCUCCUUUCUAGAGACUGUUCCUUAGUAACAACUUAGAAUAAGCCAAUUAUUUAGGAUAUUUUUAUGGCUUUGGCUGGCCUUUAUUUUUAAGUGAAAUAUGAAUAACGUAAUAAUUUUUAACUUCAUCAUAGUAAUUUUUUUAUGGUCAAACAUAAAAUGUUCGAAAUUAAGCUGAAAUUGUAUGUUUUCAUUAAAUAUAUUUUGUUGUGUAUAUUAAUUUAUUUUGACAUCAGGCUAGGCUGUAAUAAGAUAGCAUUGAAUAAACAAUGCUUUAAUGAUAGAUUAACAUAUUUUUACAAAUAUGUAGGUAUGUAAUAUAAUACUGAAGAAAAAUAAAUUAAGUAUUGCUAUUGCUGUUAUUUAAAACUAAUUUAUCUGUUAAUUAAUGCCAAAUAUUUGAGUAUUUACACAAUUUGGCUUAAGGAAAGAGUAUCUUUUGCAGCUUAUAAUAAUGGUGUCUUGUUGCACUGGUGCUGGUAUUGUAAUUAAAUAAAACUGAUUACCAAAAAUCAGAGUGAAAUUAAUAGAGUUCUUUACAUACUUUUUUCUUUACACUUCAAAUCUACAAUUCAGACUUGGUUAUUUCAAAUUGAAAAGUGAGAAGUCCAGGCAUUAAAGAUG